AUGGAGCCUAACCCCGCAGAGCACGACGAGGUGGUGUCGCAGUUCUGUGCCAUGACGGGCACUCAACCUGCAGCGGCUCAAGCGUACCUCGAAGCAAAUCAGUGGGAUAUAGAAGCUGCGGUGACUGAAUUCUUUGCGGAGCAGGAUGAGGCUUUGCAAGGCAUGAACACUGGCGGUGGCAGGCAGACUGGGGCUUCACAUGCAGGUGAAGCUGCUUCAGGUGGUCGAACUCUGGGCGGACAGAUGCCUACGAACCCUGUGAUGCCAUCCGCAUCUACAUCCUCUACAAAACGUGCCGCGCCCAGGAAGAAGUUUGCGACAUUGGGUGAUGUUUCCGGCGGAAAUGACCAUAGUUCUUCAGAGUCCGACGACUCUGGGGAACGGGACUUUUUCACUGGCGGAGAGAAGUCAGGCUUAGCUGUGCAAAAGAACCCGGAUGACCUAAAGAAGAGCAUUUUCGAAAAGGCCCAAAAGAGUAGGCCCCAACGUACGGAUGAGCCCGAGGAGCGCCCCUCAUACUUCACCGGCGCUGCCCGCACCCUGGGUGGUGACGAUGCGCCGAGCCGAAUUAUCGAAGACCCUACCGGACCGGUGCAGCAGCGCCCCCAGCGCGUCCAACGGACUCUCCAUUUCUGGGCCGAUGGCUUCUCAGUGGACGAUGGCGAACUUUACCGCUCAGAUAUUCCUCGUAACGCUGAGAUUCUGGAAGGCAUCCGCCAGGGCCGCGCCCCUCUCGCCAUUAUGAAUGUCGAGGCCGGGCAGGAAGUCGAUGUAGAGCUGAAGCAGCAUGAUGAGAAAUACACUCAGCCGAAGCCCAAGUACAAGCCUUUUUCGGGCGCCGGUCAACGUCUUGGCAGCCCAACACCCGGCAUUCAGAGCCAGGCUUCUACGCCAUCAUCUGCCACACCUGCGCCUUCUACUAGCGACGCGAAGCCGACACAUGACGUCGAUGAAUCACAGCCCAUUGUGACUCUUCAGAUUCGUCUGGGUGAUGGCACCCGUUUAACCUCUCGCUUCAACACCACUGCCACCAUUGGCGACGUCUACGCGUUCGUCUCUGCCGCGACUCCGGAGGGCCGAGACCGUGCCUGGGUGCUGAUGACGACUUUCCCCAGCACUGAGCUCAAGGACAUGGACCAGGUCCUCGGAGAUAUGGCUGAGUUCAAGCGUGGAGGUGUUGUCGUUCAGAAGUGGACAUAG
Molecule: messenger RNA, 1200 nt
Organism: Penicillium maclennaniae
Lineage: Eukaryota; Fungi; Ascomycota; Eurotiomycetes; Eurotiales; Aspergillaceae
Product: protein phosphatase regulator SHP1
Exons: 3
Coding region: 1-1200 (399 amino acids)
Biological process (GO): nuclear membrane reassembly; membrane fusion; Golgi organization
Cellular component (GO): nucleus; cytosol
Molecular function (GO): ubiquitin binding
Source: RefSeq, a predicted model, not a curated record